Mobula hypostoma (lesser devil ray) is the source of this 4416-nucleotide messenger RNA. RefSeq names its product transient receptor potential cation channel, subfamily C, member 4b (gene trpc4b). The record is from RefSeq and is a predicted model, not a curated record. Bases 398 to 3382 code for a protein of 994 amino acids. Lineage: Eukaryota; Metazoa; Chordata; Chondrichthyes; Myliobatiformes; Myliobatidae. Gene Ontology annotation, molecular function: protein binding; store-operated calcium channel activity; inositol 1,4,5 trisphosphate binding. Gene Ontology annotation, cellular component: plasma membrane; cation channel complex. The transcript is spliced from 11 exons. Gene Ontology annotation, biological process: calcium ion transmembrane transport; regulation of cytosolic calcium ion concentration.
UUCGACCAGAGUACUGAAGAAGCAAGUGGGGAAACCGCUCCCCCCGCACGCUGAUUUGGUUUGAUUUGCUUUUUUUUGGUGGGGGGGGGAAUUAUAAAGCGCUGUUAUUGCUCAACGUUGAACAGUCUGAUGAUACCAAUGAAAAAUUUCUCGCGUCGUUUUGAUUUGGGAUCGGAGCCUCACUUCCCGAUUUAUAUCGACAAUAAGGAGUUACUGAAAGAAGAGAUGCGUUUUAAGCCGUGAGGAACAGAGAAUAGACGGUUGCUGAAGUGCAUUUCUUGGGCAGAUAGUUGCUGUCAAAAUGUAAAACACCGAAUGGUUAUUUUUUUUUCCUCUGUGGGCACAACCAUCACGAUGCGGCUUUAGAAUACCAAGAACACUUUGACAUGCAUGAAAGAUGGCUCAGCUGUACUACAAAAAAAGUGACAAUGCACCAUAUAGAGACCGAAUUUCUCUUCGCAUUGUGAGAGCAGAAUCUGAACUCUCUCCUGCAGAGAAGAGUUACCUAAGUGCUGUUGAAAAAGGUGAUUAUGCAAGUGUCAAGCAAGCACUUGAAGAAGCUGAAAUUUAUUUUAAAAUCAACAUUAAUUGCAUUGAUCCUCUGGGACGGACUGCACUCCUCAUAGGCAUUGAAAAUGAGAACUUGGAAAUCAUUGAACUACUUCUGAGAUUCAAUGUGUACGUAGGGGAUGCUCUUCUACAUGCCAUCAGGAAGGAGGUUGUUGGAGCUGUUGAAUUACUAUUAAAUCAUAAGAAACCUAGUGGAGAAAAGCAAGUUCCACCGAUACUACUGGAUAAACAAUUUUCAGAAUUUACACCAGAUAUCACACCAAUUAUUCUUGCAGCUCACACAAACAAUUAUGAGAUAAUAAAGCUUCUUGUCCAAAGAGGAGUUUCUAUACCGCAGCCUCAUGAAGUUCGUUGUAACUGCGUUGAGUGUGUUUCCAGCUCAGAUGUUGACAGUUUGCGCCAUUCCCGAUCAAGGUUGAACAUAUACAAAGCUUUGGCAAGCCCAUCUUUGGUUGCUUUAUCAAGUGAAGACCCCUUUCUAACUGCAUUUCAUUUGAGCUGGGAGCUUCGGGAACUAAGUAAAGUGGAAAAUGAAUUUAAAUCAGAAUAUGAAGAACUAUCACAUCAAUGUGAAUCAUUUGCUAAAGAUUUGUUGGACCAAACAAGGAGCUCCAGAGAGUUAGAAAUUAUACUUAAUUAUAGAGAUGAUAAUAGCAUUCUGGAAGUUCAGGCACUAAAUGAUCUCUCGAGGUUAAAGUUGGCCAUUAGGUAUCAUCAGAAAGAGUUUGUUGCUCAGCCAAACUGUCAGCAGCUUCUUGCUUCUCGCUGGUAUGAUGAGUUUCCUGGCUGGAGACGGAGACAUUGGGUUGUCAAAUUCAUAACCUGCAUCAGCGUUGGAUUAUUAUUUCCAAUUUUUUCUGUGUGUUACUUAAUAGCACCAAAAAGCACAUUAGGCCUUUUUAUUAGAAAACCAUUUAUUAAGUUUAUCUGCCAUACAGCAUCAUACUUGACCUUUCUUUUUCUGCUGUUAUUGGCCUCUCAACACAUUGAUCGAACAGAUUUAAAUAUGCAAGGUCCUCCACCGACUAUUGUUGAAUGGAUGAUACUGCCCUGGGUACUAGGUUUCAUUUGGGGUGAAAUAAAGCAAAUGUGGGAUGGUGGACUUCAAGAUUACAUACACGACUGGUGGAAUCUGAUGGAUUUUGUGAUGAAUUCUUUAUACCUAGCAACAAUUUCUCUUAAAAUAGUUGCUUUUGUUAAGUACAGUGGUUCACGUCAACGGGAAGACUGGGAAAUGUGGCAUCCGACCUUAGUUGCUGAGGCAUUAUUUGCCAUUGCAAAUAUCUUCAGUUCUCUUCGCUUAAUCUCACUUUUCACCGCCAACUCUCAUCUAGGGCCCCUGCAAAUAUCUCUUGGGCGUAUGCUCUUGGAUAUUCUGAAAUUCUUGUUCAUAUACUGUCUGGUAUUGCUAGCUUUUGCAAAUGGACUGAAUCAGUUGUACUUUUACUAUGAGACAAAUGCAUCAGAUGAACCGAAUGGCUGCAAAGGGAUAAGAUGUGAAAGACAGAACAAUGCCUUUUCAACGUUAUUUGAGACUCUUCAAUCACUGUUUUGGUCAAUCUUUGGUCUCAUUAAUCUAUAUGUGACCAAUGUUAAAGCUCGGCAUGAAUUCACAGAGUUUGUUGGAGCCACUAUGUUUGGAACAUACAAUAUAAUUUCUCUAGUGGUUCUCCUGAACAUGUUGAUUGCUAUGAUGAACAAUUCUUACCAGCUUAUUGCAGAUCAUGCUGAUAUUGAAUGGAAAUUUGCAAGGACAAAACUUUGGAUGAGUUAUUUUGAAGAAGGUGGAACUCUUCCAACUCCCUUUAACAUCAUUCCAAGUCCAAAAUCUGUUUGGUAUUUACUGACAUGGAUAAGAAAUCAUUUAUGUGCCAAACUUUUCUGUAAGCAAAAGCGAAGGAAACCUGAAAGUCUUGGGUCUCUUGGGAGGCGUGCAGCUAACAAUCUAAGACGAAAUCACCAGUAUCAGGAAGUCAUAAGAAACUUGGUGAAAAGAUAUGUUGCUGCAAUGAUAAGAGAUGCCAAAACUGAAGAAGGGCUGACUGAAGAGAAUUUCAAGGAACUGAAACAGGAUAUUUCCAGCUUCCGCUAUGAAGUUCUGGGUCUUCUGAAAGGGAACAAGCUCUCUGGUGUACAGGCCGCCAGCUUUAGCACAGCAUCCAGAAUAUCAGAUCCCAAUGAAGUAUUUAAGAAUGAAGAUCGAUCAACUGAGCACACGACUGUUUCAAAAAAGAUAACACAUGCAAGUGAACAGAAGAACAAACUAAGCUUUUAUGACUUGACAUCUUUAGUUUGUUCAAAACCAAUGUCUAAAGUAUCAGAUUCUCCAGCACCUUGUAAUACCAUAAGCAAUGGAUCAACUCCAAAAGCAACUGACAUAUCCAAGGAAAAACAAAACAGCAAAAGUAUUGUUAAAGAAUCUUUCAAAACUUUAGGAUUUUUUCGAAAACGAACAAAACCAUGCAAUGCAGAACAGAACUCUAAUAAGAUUUUCACAGUUUCUGAGGAAGUUACACAAGAAGUAAACCUCCUGAAAAACAGAGGAAGCUCCAACAAAGGUGGUGGAAGAGACUUGCAGCAAACUUUGGUCAGUAACAGUGACUCAGACAAGAAAGACUUAAAUACAAGUAAUACAUGGAAAUCAGAAAUAGGAGAAAAGGUUAAUAUGUUUUCGCAAAGACAAUCAACAGAUGGCACUACAAGUGCUAAUUCAUUAGAAACAGAGGAUACUCUGGCAAAUGAAUCAGGGAAUGAAGACCGCGUGAAUCAAUGGACUGUGACACAGGACGAUUACGUGACAACUAGAUUAUAACAGUAUUUAUUUUUCAGAUUGCUUUUAAAAAUAUGAAUAAAAUAAUUAUAUUAAGAAGAUAUGACAAACUCUCACAUUAGCAGUGUUUGUUUCUAUAAGUUGUUCAUUUUUCUUCCUAGUGCUCUUAUAUGUAGAAUUCUGAAAUGACCCAAUUUGGAAUGAGCCUCUGUAACAGAGAAAGGAUCUAAUUAACAAUCCCUCAUUUUCGUAAGCAAAAAAAUUCGGAACAGCACUUUAUUUCCUGAGAAAUAAUGCAGCCAUUGAAAGUGGACGAACGCGUGUUACCUCUAACAUCUGUAGCAUUAGCCUGUUUAGUCUCCUUUCUGUGGCAAAGCUUAAUACACAGAUGAGUUAUAAAUUUUUGUCUAUUAACUUUGAAGUGAUGAACAUACGUCAUUUGCAACAAUGUAAAGGAAGACUAUAUCAGAAACAAUAUUUUUACAAAAGUCAUUUUCUGAAUAUGUUUUGGCCAAGAUACCAUAUCAGGAGUACAUAGGAAUUUGCUACAUGUGUUUUGUUAAGAUUAUUAUGAUCUAAGAAUUUAAAAUGGGGAUUUAUGUUGUAAUAAAGCACAAUCAUUUACUUCAGAACUUCACAGCAGUACCACACCUGUAAUAGAAGGAAUAUGGACAGAGUAUGUUUCAGAUGUUUAUCGACUUUUAUGUGUAUAAACGAGCUCUUAAUGUCCCUUCUAAAAUAUCUCCCUCUCGUAUGAAUAAUAUGCUUUCUUCUUCUAGAUUGCAGAAUGGGAAUUAGAUUUUUAAAUCCUUUUUGCAUUAUCUGUACCUCAGUCUCCUUGUAUGUGUAAACUAAGUUUUUGCAGUGUCCUGAUAGUGCAAGCUGCUGAUGAUAUUCUUAAAAAGGAGCUUCUAUAAAAAGGAGAUUGAUGAGGCAAAUGUGGGAGAAAUAUAUGGGAUUAAACAGAUACUGUCUUCAUGAAGAAUAACAUUAAAAAACAGAUAUACCAGAGAACUAAGCAUCAUGUGCAAAUAAGGAACUAAAAUAAAUCAUUGUUAUUUAAAAUGUAAUGCUGA